GGGAGUAAGGGAGGGCCAGACCCUGAGAGGCCUAUGGUGCCCCCAAAGCCUGAUUUUUACAUACUACUGCUGCUGCUGCUGGCAUUUCUUGGAUCUGCUCUGGGCUGGCCUGGGUCUCAGUCCUGCAGUGUCCAGGAGGUACUCCGUCACUACCAAGCCGUCAUCUUCCAGGACUUGCAGGCUGCCAUGCAAUGGGCUGGGAUGGGAGUCCAACAUACAGAGCCUGGAUCCCGACACCACCGCUUCAUUCAGAAAAAUCUGACUGGAGCUGGCAGAGGUCAGGGACAGCCAGGGACCUCCUGUGGUGCCCAAAAGGAGAGUAGCAUCCUACUAUCUAUUGAGUCCUUGGGUCAGACCCUUCUUGGGAGUGUGGCUGGAGUACCCCACAAUGCAUUAGAGAAAGCGGCAUGGACAGUGGCAGUGCGCACCGAGGCAGUGAUACGCAGACACUGCCGAACAUCCUACAGGAUCCAGCAGCCAAAGAAGCAACCGCUACAGCCACGCAACAGGCGGAGGCGGCUCCUGCUACGUGCCCUAUAUGCUGUCGCCACCUGCUGGGAAAAGCUCUUUGCACUAAGUGCCAUGGCUACCCGUGAAUUCUAGCAUUGUCCCUGUUCUUGCUCUCACUUCUUACAGAAGAUUGGAAACAAACUGAUUUGUGUUUUGGUAACACCCUCUCUCUCGGCUCACUGCUUCCACUCAAAGGUCCAGGGUGUGUAUACACCCAUUGAGGCCCCAAUAAAUGGAGCUAAU
This is a messenger RNA of Arvicanthis niloticus (Nile rat), 753 nucleotides long. RefSeq names its product chromosome 2 C20orf204 homolog (gene C2H20orf204). NCBI's taxonomy places the organism in Eukaryota, Metazoa, Chordata, Mammalia, Rodentia, Muridae. The record is from RefSeq and is a predicted model, not a curated record.